Molecule: messenger RNA, 668 nt
Organism: Agrilus planipennis (emerald ash borer)
Lineage: Eukaryota; Metazoa; Arthropoda; Insecta; Coleoptera; Buprestidae
Product: MIP18 family protein galla-1
Exons: 6
Coding region: 116-574 (152 amino acids)
Source: RefSeq, a predicted model, not a curated record
AAUCAGCUGAUUUGUAGACGCCAUGCAUGUGCCAUACGUCAUAGCGUCAUUAGCUGUGCAUAUUGCAUUUGUAUAAUAGGUAUCACAGUUACAUACAAUUUUCGAACAAAGUAUAAUGUUUCUCUCCUUAUUUCAAAGAAAGUCUGAAACAACUGUUGCAAGUAAACCAUCUUAUCCAGAAAUUGAUUGUGAGAAACUUAGAAAUAUUAUUUAUGGUUUUAUAAGAACAAUUAAAGACCCAGAAAAACCAAAUACUUUAGAAGAGUUGAAAGUUGUUUAUGAAAACGGAGUGCAGGUACGAAAAUCAGUAGCUGAAAAUUUAAACGUUGUUAGGAUAGAAUUCAAUCCAACAGUUCCUCAUUGCUCAUUAGCAACAUUAAUCGGUCUCUGUAUUCGAAUAAAAUUGGAGCAAACAGUUCCUUACAAGUUUAAAUUGGAUAUUUUUAUUAAAAAAGGAGGUCAUGCUUCAGAAAAUGAGAUAAAUAAACAAAUAAAUGAUAAGGAAAGAAUUGCUGCAGCAAUGGAAAAUCCCAAUUUAAAAAAAGUGGUUGAACAGUGCAUACAGGAGGACUAAAAAUGGUAACAGGGGGAUAGAUGUCGCUGAGUAACAAUUGGCAGCUUGCAGUGCCAGCAGCUUUUUGUACAUCUUCGUUUACGUCAAAAUUUUC